Molecule: messenger RNA, 1291 nt
Organism: Pomacea canaliculata
Lineage: Eukaryota; Metazoa; Mollusca; Gastropoda; Architaenioglossa; Ampullariidae
Exons: 7
Coding region: 22-831 (269 amino acids)
Source: RefSeq, a predicted model, not a curated record
UGACGUAAUGACGCAGUACGCAUGUACUCGAGCAGACGACACCAUGUCAUGUCCGGCGUUUUGAGUAGCAUUAUGGCGUAUUGUUUGCCCUUUGCGGUAUCAUCAAAAUGUGUUCGAAGAUUUUCGAGAACCAGCGACGUUUUUGUUGAUGAAGACGAAGCAGUCGAAAAAAACUGCUGUCAACAAGGACGUAGAUUUGAUAAAAAGAUUAUUUUUCAAAAUCCUUUAACCAGGCUGAAUGUAGAUGACCAGAGAACAGAAUCAGGAUGGAUCUGCAGAAAUAAUCGAUGUGAUGAUGUUGAUGGAAAUCAAUGCACUUCUAGGAUUAAUAUUUCAAGAAAUAUGCACCUUGUCGAUGAGCAGCACCCUACACCUAACAACACUGAAGAGAUCAUAACAAAAAGACAUUUUUCUUAUGUGCAAGAACUUCCGCAUCCGUCGAAAUUAAGAAAGGUUAAGGCAACUGCGAAGGUUAGCAAGAAGAGGCAGAGAGAUCUUGCUGUGGAGCAGCAUGUUCAACAGCUGCGACAUAAACAGUUGGUGUUUCCCUCGAGUUCUCCUGUGCACAGCAGCGCCACCGUCGAGAAAGCAGCUGACCUUGAGGUCAGCACGAGUGAUCAGCGACUGGCUGUCAGACUUCCUUCUCAUUUUGAUCUUCCUGCCGCGGAGACAGCUGCUACAUCCCUGGAGAUGACACCCGCGGGAGAUAGCCAGGAGACGCUUCCGGAUGCAGGGGGACGAACAUGUAGCAAGAGCGACGAGGAAGACGAUGAGUGGCUGAAAGAGCGCUGGAAGGCCCUGCCUUACGUAGGCAAACAACACGAGGAAUAGUUUUAGUUAAGAUAUUUUAAUUUAUAACCGAUAUCAGCAUUUUCGUCUGUUAAUGAUACUUUUCCUUCAUGAAUUUUAAAACGAUUAUAAGUGAUUGAAUUAAGUGGGCGUCAGAUAUUUCUUCACUGGACCGCACUCGUAAUAAUACGUAAACAAAUGUUUAGAUGUAUUUGUAUGGCGUGUAUGCACACACACACAUGCUAACUCUGUCACUUUGAGAUUAGUUCUAGAGAAAUUCCCCAAACAUACAGCCUUCGUUCCGUUGGUUUAACGCUUGUUUCUAUUUCUCGCCAAUAAAAAUUCAAUUUUGUGAAUCAUCGGCAUGUUUCUCUCCGGUGUGUAUUAUGAUGAGACAAAGGUUCACAGCCAAAGGGCGUGUACUAUAUAGCUCUUCUGUGUGUCACUCAAGGCUGCACCAUUAUAAAGCAGAGAGUGAAAGCUCUAUUUUCUAAAUUGCAAA